Molecule: messenger RNA, 930 nt
Organism: Drosophila serrata
Lineage: Eukaryota; Metazoa; Arthropoda; Insecta; Diptera; Drosophilidae
Gene: Osi18
Product: DUF1676 domain-containing protein Osi18
Cellular component (GO): membrane
Source: RefSeq, a predicted model, not a curated record
AUGAAGAGCACCGCCGUCUGUCUACUGGUCGCCCUGGCGACACUGGUGGCCGUCGCCCACUCGGCACCCGCCGAGGGUCAAAAGGCGCCACAAUCCGCCACCCAAUUGGCAUUGGACAUGUACCACGGCUGUCUCAAGGACCUCAGUGUUUCGUGCGUGAGACCCAAGGCCCUGCAGUGGUUCAACUCUGCUCUCCAGCAGCCGGAAGUGCGUCUCACCGAGCGCCUGUCCAUUGUCCGCACCUCGGAGAAGAUGAAGGAGUCACGAUCCAUGGAUCCCCAGGAACGUAUGUUUGAUGCCAUCGAUGGUUACCUGGGUAGUCAUGCCCUAAGGAUCCUGGCUCCGGAAUACUUCCGCACUUCGGAAGCUCGCUCUUUGGUGCCCGAUUUUUUGAUGGAGAACCCCCUGACCCAGGGUGGAGUGAUUCCACUGGCAGCUGCCAAUGAAGGACGCGGCAUGAUCCGCAAGGCUGUUCUUCCCUUCCUUUUGGGCCUGAAACUCAAGACCACUGUGCUGGUGCCACUUGCCUUGGGCCUGAUUGCCCUGAAGACCUGGAAGGCUAUGACUUUGGGUCUACUCUCACUGGUCCUUUCCGGAGCUCUGGUUAUCUUCAAGAUUGCCAAGCCCAAGAUUGUCAACUAUGAGGUGGUUCACUAUCCCCACCAUCAUGUGGAUCAUGUGGUUCCACAUCACAUUGAGCAUGUGGUUCCCCAUCAUAUCGAACAUGUGGUUCCCCAUCACAUCGAGCACAUUGUGCCGCAUCACAUUGACCAUCAUCUGGAGCACCACAUCGAUCAUCAUGUGGACCUGCCAGUGGAGCAUAUUGAGCAUCUGGAGCAUCCUUCGCCCGCCUGGGAUCCCCAUGCUUGGGCCCGAUCCUCGCAGGAGGGACAGGAUGCCCAGGACUUGGCCUAUGCGGGUCAGAAAUGA